AGAUUCCAUAAGAGCGGCGUGUAUCCGCUAAGUAUGGACGUUGGUGAAGUCCCGGUGUAUUGUCACAUGACCCUGCCAGCUUGUGGUGAAGGCCAAUGGACAUCAGUGAUGAAGAUUGAUGGAGCAAAGGUACUAGAAAAGCAGAAGAUCUCAUUGAGAAAUUAAAUGUUGUAAAUUAAAUCCUCUACGGAACCUGGAAUUUACUUGUUCCCAUUUUCGCCAUUACUCCUUAGUUGUGCUGAAUAAAAUUGAACCUCUUUUCCUUUUUUUUCUGUCAAGGACACUUUCAUAUAUGAUUCACCAUUAUGGAAUAACAUGGAAAGCAUCGAUAUUCCCGGCGGAAGCACAGGGUUCGACUAUCAGCAAACCAAGCUGCCGACUUUCUGGAAUACGCCCUUGACUCAGAUCUGUCUUGGAAUGAAAGUUAAGGACGAAGAUAGGUUUAUCACAAUCAAUCUGACGGCCAGUUCGCUGCAUUCGAUAUUUUCCACUGCUCAAUACUUGCCAACAUCAUUGGGUCGAAAUGUUUGGAAAAAGGUAGUGGGUCCUCAGGCUUCACUGCAGCAUUUGUGCAACAAAGAGGGUUUUAACGUGGUGUGUUCAGGUGCCAUUAAAACGAGAAUCGGUAUCAUUACGGAUGACGUGCUGAUGGUCUCUCCGUUUACUUGCGUAGGCUGUGACUCGGCUAUUACGUUUGGAGGCGAUGAUUUUCAAGUGUGUGGGAAUAAUGGCUAUAAGGAUAUCUCUGCCAUGGGAUAUAUUCUGAUACAAUAA
This is a messenger RNA of Pocillopora meandrina, 774 nucleotides long. Lineage: Eukaryota; Metazoa; Cnidaria; Anthozoa; Scleractinia; Pocilloporidae. The record is from the annotation of a GenBank genome assembly.